GCUGUCCGUACAGCUGGUGUACCAACGUUGAACGUCGAACGUUGAACCUCCAUCAAUUGGAAAAUACAGAGGCCGUUCACGAACCUGGCAUCACUGUACAACCUUGCCUUCGCGCCCACUUGUUCAACCAGCCGGUAUUUGGCGUCCACUGGACACUUAACGUUCAGAACGCGCUCGUCUUUCUCUGCACUUUACCUCCAUGAACCUCGGGAACCUCUUAGCGAGCAAGCUACACAUCUCGUCCCCUGGCCAUGAUGUUACCUUGGGAAAGACCAUAACGGAGUUUCGCGGAUCUAAGCAGACGUACGACGCCUUGCUCGUCAUCGACGUCGAAGCAACGUGCCAAGCUGGCACAGACUUUGCGUGGCCGAAUGAAAUCAUCGAAUGGCCAGUGUGUUUGAUGCGCUGGAUGGACAAGGACGGGCCUUCUGGCGUCGCCAAGGACCUGCGGAUAGUGGACGAGUUCAGGGCGUUCGUGAAGCCGACUUGGAGACCGGUGCUCAGCAAGUUCUGUACGGAGUUGACGGGAAUCGAGCAGGCAGAUGUCGACUCGGCUCCGACCUUCCCGGAGGUUUUGGCUUCGUUUCGCGGCUUCCUCGUCAAGAACGGGCUCCUCGACGCGGAAACAGACGAACGGCUCUGUCGUUUCUGUUUCUCUAGCGACGGACCAUGGGAUCUUCGCGACUUUCUUGUGAAGCAAUGUUUCAUAUCGAAGAUCGACAUCCCUCCUUGGAUACCUAUCGACUUCUUGGAUACCCGCAUCGUAGUUCAAGGACACGUCCGAAAGGACUUCCCAGAUGGAUCAAGGGUGCACCUCAACAAGCGCGCUCGUAGCCCUUCCAUCGUGGCCCAGCUUCGCGGUCUUGGCCUUGAACCAUUCGCAGGUCGGCAGCAUUGUGGCAUUGACGACGCUCGAAACGUCGCCAGGAUCCUCGCGGAACUGGGGCGCAGGGGCGCGAAGCUCCAACCGAACAGCUCCAUCGACCACAAGCGCAGGUGGCCUUGGAUGGGAAAGAAAGGUCUGAUUCUCGAGGAAUACAUCGCGGGCGCUCCUUAGGCGUAUUGAAGGCGAGGCCCCAUCCCGAGACGCAUGGCGUUACCCCAUGCCAAGGCUAUGAUCGUUGUGUUCACAGUGAUUCGCAUUCAUACGCAGACACCGCUGACCUCCGGUCUCCUACUGCGAGGUCGCGGCUCGCGUCCCCACUCGGCGAGGGCGCCUCCGAACCACUCAUCUGUGACUCAGUAGACGGCGAUUUGCGAGAUAUAUACAUCCUGCCGGCGUGCUAUCGCACCUCCGGCUUGUCCUC
Messenger RNA from Punctularia strigosozonata HHB-11173 SS5, 1307 nucleotides. RefSeq lists its product as uncharacterized. The transcript has 7 exons. Bases 200 to 1057 code for a protein of 285 amino acids. NCBI's taxonomy places the organism in Eukaryota, Fungi, Basidiomycota, Agaricomycetes, Corticiales, Punctulariaceae. Gene Ontology annotation, molecular function: nucleic acid binding; 3'-5'-RNA exonuclease activity. The record is from RefSeq and is a predicted model, not a curated record. Gene Ontology annotation, biological process: exonucleolytic trimming to generate mature 3'-end of 5.8S rRNA from tricistronic rRNA transcript (SSU-rRNA, 5.8S rRNA, LSU-rRNA).